Xylaria bambusicola is the source of this 3243-nucleotide messenger RNA. Its product is annotated as Adaptor protein complex beta subunit. The record is from RefSeq and is a predicted model, not a curated record. The transcript has 5 exons. Gene Ontology annotation, molecular function: clathrin binding. Gene Ontology annotation, biological process: vesicle-mediated transport; intracellular protein transport. Gene Ontology annotation, cellular component: membrane coat. NCBI's taxonomy places the organism in Eukaryota, Fungi, Ascomycota, Sordariomycetes, Xylariales, Xylariaceae. The coding region runs from base 600 to 2771 and encodes 723 amino acids.
CGCAAUUGUAGGUAUGCAGAUACCUACCUUCUACCUACAUUACCUAGGUAUGUACAUGCCGGUACUAAUACUGAAUUCUACCUAGUACCUACUAGUGCACUGUAAAUCCCCUGACAGGACCUGACAUCCCGUCUUCCGUCCUCCGUCUUCUGGACGCAUCCUCACCGACCACGAUUGCGCGUGCAUAUAGUUUUCUCGGCCAAUGACCGCGAGCUCGAGCAGCUACUUUUGCAAACCUCACACGAUCCCAGCCGACACUCGAUCACAACGACGCCGAGCGGUUCGCCUCGACGAAAGGGGCUAAAGUCGAGCCGUGGUCAGACCGUGGUGCACAUGUGACAGCGGUUCGCCAAAUAGACAAGCCCCUCCUCAUCUGCCACACCUGCCGUCAUCCGCCUCAGACCAUCCCUACUGUGUCUACCAUUGGGCCGCCGCCGGUGUUGUGCAUACGACAUCUUUCCACCCAUCGCUCACCCCUCGUCUACCCCUCCGCCGCCAGCCAGCCAGUUCCCUACCUGUGACAUUGAAUCACCAGUGACGCCGCUGGAGCUUCCGUUUACAGACUCUCCGCCGUCCGUUGCUUUUUCUCCUCCGUCACCAUGUCGUCGAGUUCCCAGGCUGGGGAUUCCAAACUCUUUGCUCGUGGUAAGGUUGCCGAGCUACGAGCCGAGCUGAACAGCGGUAGCAAAAAAGACAAGAACUUCACACAGAAGAAGAUUGCUUUAAAGAAGAUAGUAGCCAAUAUGACCAUGAGCAAUAAUGAGAUGGUCUCGUUGUUCCCUGAUGUGAUAAGUUGUAUGCAAAUUCAGAGCCUAGAAAUCAAGAAAAUGUGCUUUCUGUUCUUAGUGAACUAUUCAAGAAUGCGAGCAGAAAUCGCGAUAAAGGCAAUUCCAGUCCUGAAACAAGAUAUGGAAGAUCCCAAUCCCCUAGUCAGAGCUCUUGCCCUUCGGACUAUGUCUUACGUCCAUGUUCGAGAGUUCGUGGAGGCGACUGUCCCCCUCGUAAAACGGCUGCUUCGAGAUGCGGACCCUUACGUUCGAAAGACAGCAGCCUACUGUGUCGCAAAGCUGUAUGACCAUGAUAAGUUGAUGGUGGAACAGUCCGACUUGAUAGAUAGACUGAACCAGCUGCUAAGAGAUGAUAACCCCACUGUCGUCGCCAGUGCAUUAGCAAGUCUAAUGGACAUUUGGGAGCGUAGCGAGACUAUCAAACUCACAUUAGAUUAUAGCAAUGCCUCCAAGAUGGUGGCAAUCCUGCCGGAUUGUUCUGAGUGGGGUCAAACAUACAUUCUUGAGGCUCUCAUGUCAUACGUGCCCCAGGAGUCGGGCGAAGCGACUCUCCUCGCGGAACGCAUAUCGCCGCGUCUCUCACAUUCCAAUUCCGCCGUGGUUCUGACAUGUAUACGGGUCAUAUUGUAUCUCAUGAACUAUAUCGCAGAUGAGAAGCAAAUAUCAGCAUUAUGCCGAAAGCUGUCUCCACCACUUGUCACAUUAUUAGCGAAGGGACCUGAAGUUCAAUAUCUUGCUUUGCGAAACGCUCUACUUAUCCUUCAGCGUCGGCCAGAUGUUCUACGCAAUGACAUUCGUGUGUUUUUCUGCAAAUACAACGACCCAAUCUACGUCAAGGUUACGAAGCUAGAGCUCAUUUUUAUGCUGGCGAACGAGAAGAACAUCGACGAAGUGCUCACGGAGUUGCGGGAAUACGCAACUGAAGUCGAUGUCCAUUUCGUCCGUAAAGCUGUACGCGCCAUCGGAAAGCUGGCCAUUAAGAUUGAGCCUGCCGCUCGACGGUGCAUCAAUCUUCUACUUGAACUUGUCUCUACCAAAGUUCCUUACAUCGUGCAAGAAGCAACCGUCGUCAUCCGCAAUAUUUUCCGGAAAUAUCCGAACCAAUAUGAGUCCAUCAUCGGGGUGCUAUGCGAACAUCUCGACUCGCUCGAUGAGCCCGAAGCCAAGGCGGCAAUGGUGUGGGUCAUCGGACAAUACGCUGACCGUAUUGAAAACAGUGAUGCCCUCCUCGAAGAUUUUCUCUAUUCAUUCGCUGAGGAGCCGGUCGAGGUACAACUAGCUCUAUUAACAGCAACCGUCAAAUUGUUUAUUCAGCGGCCUACUAAGGGCCAAGACCUUGUCCCUCGGGUGCUUAAAUGGGCCACAGAAGAAACCGAUAACCCAGACCUGCGAGACCGGGCCUAUAUGUACUGGAGACUUCUGAGCACCGACGUGAAUCUCGCAAAGAAAAUUGUCAUGGGCGAGAAGCCCCCUAUUACUGCUGAGUCCGAGAAGCUAGACCCGCAGACUCUCGAGGAGAUGUGCCUGAACGUCGGCACUCUCGCCACCAUAUACUUAAAGCCUGUGCAGACCGUUUUCCGCAGCGCACGGCCCCGCCGUCUCGCCGAUUCGCCAGCGUUACAGAAACACUCUCUGCCUACAUCUCAGAAUCUACCAGCAUUUGAUGUCAAUAAGUCCCUCUCCAUGUUCGGCAUGGGUGGCCAGGCCGCCGUCGUCCGCCCCGGCAACAACGCUGCGGCGACCAAUCGGCCCAUAGCAGGCGUCGCCCCUGGUUCCGAAAAUAUGGCCGGUGCCGUGAAUGAUGCGGACGCGUAUUUCGCCGGCGUCGGCAGCCAGCGUAUGGCUGCGAUGGGGAUCUACGACGACGGCCUUGGCGGUGGCACCGGUAACGAGGCCGGAUACGUCGUUAAUCAGUUCGCGCCUCAGCAGGUUCUACAGCCUGCACAGGGAGUUGGUAGUAAUGGAGAUCUCCUAAUGCUGUAAAUAAAUUCCUCGUCUUCUAAGCCCCCUUGCCUAAUUCUAUACAUGGGAACUUGCUAGAACCUCGCACCUAGCUGCGCAAAUAUAAGCAAAAGGGAAUGACGUUGUACUGGUGGCAGCUGUCAAUUGUAACAAGAUGGAAUGCAGAGCAGAAUGAGAGCUAUUACCAAUACAAGUAUUGAUAUGUCUCCGGCUUUCCUGUCUUCCUUCUCUUAGAAGGUAGCACACAGCAAGAAGUAUGUGGGUGAUACGCGCAGGGGGCUAUUGCUUGGAUCUGUGCUCACCAACGAGAAUCCACCAUCAAUUGUUUAUAAUUUCUCCUAGCAUCCCAAUUCACUAUGAUAUGUUGCACAAGCAACACAAAAUAAUUCCAGCUGCUACUUGAUGGAAUUAGAAAGUCAACGAAAGUCAGCAUGUUGAGUUGUACGAUUAGUCUAGCAUACAUAUUGACACAAGCAACAGAUUAUAUGUGUAA